UUUGCAAUUUUAAUACAUGAGGUAAUCUCAUUGUGACAUGAUAAAGAUAUUUACGCGAAAUUCAUCGUAGCAGCCAUAUAUUGGCGCUAAUAUUACUGCAAAUGUUGCAGUGUCUACAGUUACAUCAUAUAUCGAAUGAUGUACGAAAACGUGCCUAAAGUAAAUUUAUUCUGUAUAAUCUCAUCGCAGCUGCCAUUCGUCGGCGCUUAUGCAAAAAUGCAAAAUUGUAAUUUUAAUGAGAGUUAUAUUUCACAUCUCACGUAGUAAACCGUCGAAAAAAGAAUAGAGGAGUAUACAAAUUAAAAAGAACUUCAACAAUUAUUAUUGUAUUAAUCGCUGUGUGAAAGACGGACAGUCUAUACUUCUAUAAAGAAACAGCUCUUGAAAAAAUGUACAAAGGAAGCUCUGUGAAUUAUUACACUUCGAUUCAACAGAAUGAGGCGUACAAAAAACAUAUAUCUUCUCAUAAUUCAUCAUCUACGGAACCUUGUACAUCUCGUAUCUUGGGAAGAAGAUUUGCCUUAAUAUCCACAACUUAUAAAUAUUUGGAUAUUGGAAUCAACGUGGGACUUGUAUCCUAUGUGGAAUUACGUAUUGGUGAUAAUCGAGGCAAUCAAAUAUUAUUGUCUUAUGUAAUGUGGAAAACCCUCAUCGAGAAACAUGUGGAUAUCGAACAGCUUGUGCAAUCAAUUGCUCCUUCAUCAUUGUCGAUUCAUGAUCUAAUUAUAGAACUUGUUCAAAUGCGAAAUACAAAUAUUGUAAAGUUUACAUUGCGCGAUACAUGCUUGUACAUGAAGCCGUCAACCAUAUUUUUUCUAUUUGAACUUGAACAUUGCGUCGAACAUGUAUAUUACAGGUUCUAUGAGAAUAUAUAUGGUGUCAGCGAAAAAUUUAAACAAUUUAUAAACUUUUUACGGCGGAAUUGUAUCACAGAUAAACAUAUUGCAAUAAAAACUUUGCGCGAGAGCAACAUUUUUGACAAAAUUUCGAUUAUAGAUUGUGAAUUAUUAGCGUACGCAAUAGAUAAUGUUGUACACUAUGCAUUACAUGACCAAUAAAUGUAUAUUAUUAUAAA
Messenger RNA from Pogonomyrmex barbatus (red harvester ant), 1075 nucleotides. RefSeq lists its product as uncharacterized. The record is from RefSeq and is a predicted model, not a curated record. NCBI's taxonomy places the organism in Eukaryota, Metazoa, Arthropoda, Insecta, Hymenoptera, Formicidae.